CAACAGCCAAUGGGCGCGAGCAAUGCUGGGAUGUGGGCGCCGGGGCGGGCGGGCCGCCGGAGAGCCGCGGGCAGUGCGGGAAUUUCGGACGGCGCGGGAGGAGCGGCGGCUGGGUCCGGGGCGCGGCGGAGUGAAAAUGCCAUAUAUUAAGAAGACAGCUGGAAAAAAGGUCCCUGCAAAAAGGAAACUUGCUGAAGUGUUUGCUCUGGGGGAGGUUCUAACAGACACAUCAAGAAAAGAAUGGAAAUUAGGUGCCCCUAUAGGGCAAGGAGGCUUUGGACGUCUAUACCUUGCUGAUGUUAAUUCUUCAAAGUCGGUUGGCAGUGACGCACCUUAUGUUGUAAAAGUGGAACCCAGCCAGAAUGGACCUCUUUUUACUGAGUUAAAGUUCUACAUGCGAGCUGCUAAGCCAGAUGAAAUUCAGAAGUGGACUAAGUCCCAUAAACUGAAAUAUUUAGGUGUACCAAGAUAUUGGGGUUCUGGCUUGCAUGAAAGAAGUGGAAACAGCUAUCGGUUUAUGAUAAUGGAUCGUUUUGGCAGAGAUCUUCAGAAGGUGUAUGAAGAGAAUGCAAAGCGAUUUGCUCAUAAAACUGUACUUCAAUUAGGCCUGAGAAUACUUGAUAUUCUGGAAUACAUCCAUGAGCAUGAAUAUGUGCAUGGAGACAUCAAGGCCUCAAACCUUCUUCAGAGUUACAAGAACCCUAAUCAGGUGUAUUUGGUGGAUUAUGGGCUUGCGUACCGAUACUGUCCUGAAGGAGUUCACAAAGCAUAUAAGGAAGAUCCUAAAAGGUGUCAUGAUGGAACUAUUGAGUAUACCAGUAUAGAUGCACACAAGGGUGUGGCACCAUCGAGACGCGGGGACCUGGAGAUCUUAGGUUACUGUAUGGUUCAUUGGCUUAGUGGCCAUCUACCGUGGGAAGAUAAUUUGAAAGAUCCAAAUUUUGUCAGAGACUCAAAGAUCAGAUGUAGAGAUAAUAUUUCAGAGUUGAUGGACAAAUGCUUUCCUGGGAAAAAUAAACCAGAUGAAAUAGGGAAAUAUAUGGAAAAGGUGAAACAACUGAGCUAUGAAGAGAAACCUGCAUAUCCACAUUUCCGAGAAAUACUUCUGCAAGGUCUCAAGUCUAUUGGGCAAAAAGAUGAUGGAGUACUUGACUUUGGCUUGUCAGAGAAUGGAGACGUGCAAACGAACCCUGUGCAAAAGAAAAAAAGAAAGGCAGCAGCUGCAGCCAAUGAGAGCAGUGAAGCAGAAAUGGAAGAUGCAGGAAGUCCAGAAAAAAAGAAGCCUACUUCUUCCAAAGCGGUAGCUACCAGAACACGAAAAAUGACAUCACCAAAAACCAAGAAAGGCGCAGCAACCAGGAAGAGAGUUCAGAAGUAAAUAAUACAUGGAGCAAUAACUUAAGUUGCUCUUCAGCUCAUCUCUUUUUUUUUUUUUUUUUCAGUUAUUGUAGCACUGGAAUCUAUUUCAUUCCCUUUUUUUACACAAUAAUUCCUGUAAAAAAAAAAAUCAAAAAAAAAAACCCCAAAAAAACCAUGGACUGCUGUUUGUACUUGUUUUUUGAAGAAUAAAUGUUUUAGUAAAAUA
Numida meleagris (helmeted guineafowl) is the source of this 1585-nucleotide messenger RNA. It is a transcript of the gene VRK1, whose product is annotated as vaccinia related kinase 1. Gene Ontology annotation, molecular function: ATP binding; protein serine/threonine kinase activity. NCBI's taxonomy places the organism in Eukaryota, Metazoa, Chordata, Aves, Galliformes, Numididae. Gene Ontology annotation, biological process: peptidyl-serine phosphorylation; signal transduction. The record is from RefSeq and is a predicted model, not a curated record. The transcript has 13 exons. Bases 23 to 1378 code for a protein of 451 amino acids. Gene Ontology annotation, cellular component: nucleus; cytoplasm.